AUGAUCCUGCCCUCCAUUCUUCUGCUUGUUGCCCACACCCUGGAAGCAAGUGUUGAGUGCGGCGUGAGACCCCUGUAUGAUAGCCGAACUCGCCACUCCAGGAUCAUAGGCGGGCAGGAGGCUGAGGUGGGUGAGUUUCCAUGGCAGGUGAGCAUUCAGGAGAACAGCCAUCAUUUCUGCGGCGGCUCCGUUCUCAGCAAGUGGUGGAUCCUCACGGUGGCCCACUGCUUUUACUCUGAGGAGGUGUCCCCAACAGAACUGACAGUGAUAGUGGGAACCAAUGACUUAACUACUUCACCCAUGAGAAUGCGGGUCUCCCACAUAAUUCGGCACAAAGACUUUCAAAGACACAGCAUGGACAAUGACAUUGCCUUGUUGCUGCUGGCCAAGCCCAUCCAGUUCAGUGACCUGAUAGUGCCCAUCUGCAUGCCUCUCCAGCCCGCCCCUUCCAGAUGGCAUGAAUGCUGGGUGGCAGGAUGGGGCAUGACCAACUCAGAUGACAAAACAUCUAUGAAAACCGACCUGAUGAAGGUACCCAUGAAUGUUAUAGAUUGGAAGGAAUGCUCUAAGGUGUUUCCAAAGCUUACCAAAAACAUGCUGUGUGCGUCAUACGAUAACGGGAGCUACGAUGCCUGCCAGGGCGACAGUGGGGGACCACUUGUCUGCAGCACAGAGCCUGGGACCAGGUGGUACCAGGUGGGCAUCAUCAGCUGGGGCAAGAGCUGCGGACGAAAAGGCUCUCCAGGGAUAUACACCGAGUUGGCAAACUACACCCUGUGGAUUGAGAAAAUAGCCCAGGUAGAGGGGAAGCCCCUGGAUAUUAAGGGUCUUCGGGUCCCUGUCAAGAAGAAGAAAAAAAACAAAGGGCGCAGCCAGUCUUCCAAAUGCCCAGCACUGGGCUUCCCUCAAAGCAGGCUCCUGUCCUGUCUUUUGUCCUGUGCGCUGCUCAGAGCCUUGUCCAACUGGGAAUAA
Molecule: messenger RNA, 972 nt
Organism: Psammomys obesus (fat sand rat)
Lineage: Eukaryota; Metazoa; Chordata; Mammalia; Rodentia; Muridae
Gene: Prss55
Product: serine protease 55
Exons: 5
Coding region: 1-972 (323 amino acids)
Biological process (GO): proteolysis
Molecular function (GO): serine-type endopeptidase activity
Source: RefSeq, a predicted model, not a curated record